AAUUUGCACAUCUGCAGGGAACGGUUAUUUGUUAGUUGACAAAAGUUCUAGAAAAAUAAGAAACAUGGACCCGGAUUCAAGAAGAAAGUUAAAUUUACAGGGAGUGCUAAAAUAUGCAGUUGAGAACACUCCAACCAACAGCUGUGAUUCACCUCAAAACCAACAGUUUGAAUCAGAUUCUGAGAGAAAUCUGUUUUUACAAAAAGCCCUGAAAGCGAUGACAACGGAUGUAACCAAGGAUUUGAAAACGGCCUUAGCUAUCUUGGAUAGCAAUUCUACUGAUUUAGAUGAAAAAAUUGAAAGCUUAGAGAUUAUUCGUGAUCAAAUCGAUGAUAUUGAUUUGGCGAACUCCUUUGUGAAAUUGGGCGGCACUCAUACUCUUCUUCGGUUUAUUAAAGAAUCUGAUAACAAGAUGAAAUCACUAGCCAUAUCAAUUGUGGCAGAAAUGGCCCAAAACAAUCCAUUUUGCCAGGACACGUUUCUAAAGGAAAACUAUUUGCCAUAUCUUGUCGCAUAUAUGAAGAAUGCGGAUAAUAAUAUUGCCAAACGAUCUAUAUAUGCCGUAUCCUCAUUAAUUCGCAAUUUCAAUCCUGGCCUUAAUCAAUUCAUUCGAAUAAAUGGAAUAAACACCCUGUUAUCCUGCUUACGGUCUACAGAAAAUGAUGUCUAUAUAAAAGCGGCAUUCCUUAUAGGAUCUUUAUCGUUGGCUGAAAAAUCUAUAAGAGAAGUCUUUGUUAAACAACAUACGGUUCCAGUACUAUUGGAAAAUCUAAAGUUCAUCAACGAAUUCGAUGCAAAACAAGAAACAACACUUUUUGCACUAUCUGCCCUUUCUGUAGACUGCAAAUGGAGCCUGCCAUUGGAAAAGCGCUUGCAAUCUGAAGCUAUUCUAAAGGAAAUAAAGACCAAAAAUGUGUCCUUAGACACUUGCCAAGACAUUGUUAACAGUGCAACAAACAUUCUGGAAAAUCAAUUUAAAUCAAUAGCGAAAAGUAAAUAAAAUGUUUUAUG
Molecule: messenger RNA, 1011 nt
Organism: Drosophila willistoni
Lineage: Eukaryota; Metazoa; Arthropoda; Insecta; Diptera; Drosophilidae
Product: hsp70 nucleotide exchange factor fes1
Exons: 5
Coding region: 65-1000 (311 amino acids)
Source: RefSeq, a predicted model, not a curated record